AUGACUGGUGCUGCACCAACGAAUUCAAAAACAAAACAGUACUUUUGUAGUAUUGAUAUUUUACUAUAUGAAGCAUAUGGACUUUCUGAAACUGGACCAAUUGCAUUUAAUGAUUCAACCAUCAGGAAUUUUGAUACUGUUGGCAAUCCGUUGGAUUGCAACGAAAUUAAAAUUUUUAAUCCAGAUGAAAAUAAAAUUGGAGAGAUAUUACUGAAAGGCCGAUCUGUUUUUAUGGGAUAUUUAAAUGAUCCCGAAAAAACUGCUGAAUCUUUUGUAGGUGAUUGGUUUAAAACUGGUGAUUUAGGUCGACUUGACAAUAAUAAUGAUUUAUAUAUUGUUGGACGUGUUAAAGAACUUAUAAUUACAUCGGGUGGUGAAAAUAUUCCAUUUAUUCUUAUUGAAGAAUCUAUUAAAAAAGAAUUACCUGGUAUUAGUAAUGCUCUUUUAAUUGGUGACAAGAGAAAAUAUUUAAGUAUUUUAUUAACAAUAAAGACAAGAAUUGAUCCUGAAAAUGGUGGCCCAUUAGAUGAAUUACAAGAGGAAUCAUUACAAUCAAUUCAAGAUGGAAUCGAUCGUUAUAAUAAAAAAGCAAUAUCAAAUGUUCACACAAUAAAAAAAUUUGCUUUACUGCCAAACGAUUUUUCGAUGGUUACAGGUGAAUUAGAACGUGAUUCAGUUGGUAUAUUAGCAUUUAAUUGUCCAGAAUGGUUUUAUUCAGCAAUAGCUGCAGUAUAUGCUGGUGGUAUUAUAGCUGGAAUAUAUACAACAAAUAGUCCUGAUGCUGUACAACAUGUUUUAGAAACAGCUGGUUCAACAAUUUGUAUUGUUGAUAAUAAAAAACAAAUGGAUAAAAUUCGUGUAGUCAGAGAAAAUUUACCAAAAUUAAAAACUAUAAUACAAAUUAAUGGACCAUUUGAUUCAUUUGUAAGUGUUGAAGAUGGUUAUUAUAAAUGGAGUGAUAUUGAACAAAUGCAAAUCGACAAUGAUAUUGAAAUUGAAUUAGAAAAACGUUUAAAUGCAUUAGUACCGAAUGAAUGUUGUUCAUUAAUAUUUACUUCUGGCACAACCGGUAAACCAAAAAGUGUUAUGUUAUCACAUGAUAAUAUUAUAUUUACCGUUAAAGCACUUUUCAAAGCACUUGAAGCUGUUAAGAUAGGUGAAGAAACGCUGAUUUCAUAUUUACCAUUGAAUCAUAUUGCAGCUCAAAUUUUUGAUAUAUUUUUACCAAUAAUAUUAGCCGGUUGUGUUUAUUUUGCUGAUCGUGAUGCUUUGAAAGGUACUCUUGUUAAAACAUUAAUAAAAGCACGCCCGACAAGGUUUUUGGGUGUACCAAGAGUAUGGGAGAAAAUACAUGAAAAAAUGAUUCAAGUUGAAGCAAAUUCAAAUGUCUUAAAUUCAUUUUUGUUAAAUAUUGCAAAAAAAUUUGUUCACAAUUAUCACGAAGCGCACAUGACAGGUGAAUAUGGUAAUUUUAUAGCAUAUAAAACUGGACAACAAAUUACAAAUAAAGUUAAAAAUGGUCUUGGUUUUGAUAAAUGCCUUACAUUUAUAACUGGUGCCGCACCAAUAAAUUUAGAAACAAAACGUUAUUUUUGUAGUAUUGAUAUUCUUAUAUAUGAUGGGUAUGGAUUGUCUGAAGCCGGACUUGUUUCAUUAAACAAUGCAGCAAUGAGAAAUUUCGUAACAGUUGGCAAACUUUUAAAUGGAAUCAAAAUUAAAAUUCAUAACCCAGAUGAAAAAGGAGUCGGAGAGAUUUUGGUUAAAAGUCGUUCCGUUUUUAUGGGAUAUUUAAAUGAAUCGGAAAAAACUGCUGAAACUUUUGAUGACGAUUGGUAUAAAACUGGUGAUUUAGGUCGACUUGAUAAUAAUAAUGAUUUAUAUAUUGUUGGACGUGUUAAAGAACUUAUAAUUACAUCGGGUGGUGAAAAUAUUCCAUUUAUUCUUAUUGAAGAAUCUAUUAAAAAAGAAUUACCUGGUAUUAGUAAUGCUCUUUUAAUUGGUGACAAAAGAAAGUAUUUAACAAUUUUAUUAACUAUAAAGACAAGAAUAGAUCCUGAAAAUGGUGGCAUAUUAGAUGAAUUAGAACAGGAAUCAUUACAGUGGAUGGAAGCAUUAAAUUUAAAAUAUACGAAAUUGUCAGAAGUUUUAAAAUCUGGACCAUGUCCUAUAGUCCUGAAAUCAAUUCAAGAUGGAAUUGAUCGUUAUAAUAAAAAAGCAAUCUCAAAUGUUCAUACAAUAAAAAAAUUCGCUUUAUUACCACAUGAUUUUUCGAUUAUUACAGGAGAAUUAGGUCAGUGUUUGAUACAAUAUUAA
Messenger RNA from Condylostylus longicornis, 2313 nucleotides. Its product is annotated as very long-chain-fatty-acid--CoA ligase bubblegum-like. The coding region runs from base 1 to 2313 and encodes 770 amino acids. Gene Ontology annotation, molecular function: long-chain fatty acid-CoA ligase activity. The transcript is spliced from 8 exons. Gene Ontology annotation, cellular component: endoplasmic reticulum; membrane. Lineage: Eukaryota; Metazoa; Arthropoda; Insecta; Diptera; Dolichopodidae. The record is from RefSeq and is a predicted model, not a curated record.